Molecule: messenger RNA, 1542 nt
Organism: Centruroides sculpturatus (bark scorpion)
Lineage: Eukaryota; Metazoa; Arthropoda; Arachnida; Scorpiones; Buthidae
Product: ribonuclease H2 subunit A-like
Exons: 8
Coding region: 203-1096 (297 amino acids)
Biological process (GO): DNA replication, removal of RNA primer; mismatch repair
Cellular component (GO): ribonuclease H2 complex
Molecular function (GO): RNA binding; RNA-DNA hybrid ribonuclease activity
Source: RefSeq, a predicted model, not a curated record
UGUAUUUUCUAUUAAAUAAGUCUUAAUUUUAACGCGAAUUAUUUAAAUAAUGUAAAUUUCGAUAAGAUUUUUAUAUAAUUAACAAAUUUACAACUAAAAUUUUAUGUUGAAUGAUGACGUUUCGUCGUCGCCCCGUAAAAAUUUGAAAUUUUGAAUGGUAGAAGAAAUCACUCCGCCGACAUAGUUGUUGGCGGUAAAAAUUAUGGACUUAUCGAGUUUUCAAAGUGAUAAUAGUAGUAAUAAGUUAAUUAUAUCAAAAGUUCCGAAAAUUACUAAAAAGGAAAAAUGUGUUUUGGGUAUCGACGAAGCCGGACGGGGUCCUGUACUUGGUCCAAUGGUGUAUGCUGUAGCUUACUGCCCCAUUUCUUGCCUUCAGAAAUUAGAAGAAUUAAAAUUUGCAGACUCGAAAACGCUGACGGAAGAAAAUAGAGAGCGGCUGUUCAGAAUUAUUGACGAAAAUAACGAUUUCAUAGGAUGGAUGCUGGAAAUAAUUUCUCCAAACACUAUAUCUAACAGCAUGUUAAAAAGAUGCAAAUAUAACUUGAACGAAUCAUCUCACGAUUCUGCCAUCGGUCUCAUUAAACAAGUAAUCAAAGCCGGCAUAAAUGCCGACGAGGUCUACCUCGAUACGGUCGGAAUAGCAGAAAAAUAUCAGAGCAAACUGUCAGAAAUAUUUCCCGACUUGAAAAUAACCGUGGCAAAACAGGCAGAUUCCACUUAUCCCAUCGUUAGUGCUGCGAGUAUCUGUGCAAAGGUGGCGCGAGACAGAGUAAUUGGAAGUUGGAAUUUCCGAGAGAACUGGGAUGAGGAUUUUGAAUACGGUUCUGGUUAUCCUAAUGAUCCAGCCACAAAAAAGUUUCUAACUGAAAGUUUAGAUCCCAUAUUUGGAUACCCGCAACUCGUACGCUUCAGCUGGUCGACAGCCAAUAAGAUUCUACAAGAGAAAGCCGUUGAAGUCGAAUGGAGCGACGAAGAGGAAUGCGAUUCUACUCCAUCAAUUCGAAAGUUUUUUGGAAAGAGAAAGUCAUCUCCUAAAAAAUGCAAAGAUCAUUCUUUUUUUAAAGACAGGCAUUUAAGUCAAGUACAGAAUUUAUGAAUUGGCAAAGUGAAUAUCAAAAACAAAAAUGCCCAAUUUUAAUUUUUGCCCUGGCAUUAAAACUGAAGGACGGGUCUGUACAUUGUACUUACUUUACUUACAUUACCAAGUGGAACCGUUCGGUCUUAUCUUUUCACUUUCCCUGUUGAAAUCCUGUAUUUCAAAGGUAUACACCACUGACGCUCAUGUAAAAAGCAUAUCUAGGGUACGGAGACGUCAAAUCCCACUGCCAAGUAGCACAAAACUUUUUGUGUGGACUGCUUUCAAGUGGUAUAUCAGUAUCACUGACCGGAUGUCCCAUCCAAAAAUGUUAUUUAAUGUACAAGAAACUUGUCCAUAUAAGGCCAAUUUGCUUCUGUAAGUUGCCAGAUUCUGUUGUUCCAUUUAAUGGCCAAUUUCUUACUACUUAAGAGUACCAAUAAACUGAAUUUCUUUUCUACAUAAAA